Molecule: messenger RNA, 1489 nt
Organism: Mauremys mutica (yellowpond turtle)
Lineage: Eukaryota; Metazoa; Chordata; Testudines; Geoemydidae
Exons: 9
Coding region: 82-1077 (331 amino acids)
Cellular component (GO): cytoplasm
Source: RefSeq, a predicted model, not a curated record
AGCCCCACCCUAGCAACGGAGGAGCCUCCUGCAAGCCCCACCCUAGCAACGGAGGAGCCUCCUGCCAGCCCCACCCUGGCCAUGAAGGAGCCUCCUGCCAGCCCCACCCUGGCCAUAGAGGAGCCUCCUGCCAGCCCAGAGCAGGAGUUCAGGGACUGCGGCGCGACCGACACCAGCAGCUCCGCAUUCUCCUGUGGGGCCAGCAGCUCCUCCAUGGGGUCUGGCAGCCCCGUGUUGCUAGGCUCCCUCUUUGGAGACACCCCCAGUGCCCAGGUGUCGUGGCCUGAGGAGGAGGAAGAGGAGGAGGAAGAGGAGGAGGAGGAGCAGGAUUUCUGCCCUGAGGAAGACAUCGUCCUGGUGAUCCAGCAGCACCUGCAGGGCAGAGCUGAGGCUCUGCACAACCGCUAUUCGCGGAGCCUGGACACCAUCCUCAGGGGCCAGCUAACAGAGACCCCCACCAUGGAGAAGCUGCAGCACCUCCUGGAGCACGUCCAUCGCUCUCUCCUGGCAAACAACCCCCAGGAGAGAGCCAGGGCCGUCCAGACCAGCGCGGCCCUGCUCCAGAGUGCCAUCUCCCUGCCUGGAUUUGACACCUCCUCCGCCUUCUCCAAGGCAGGCGAAUUCGUUCUGCAGCUGGGUCUCUGGAUAUCCCACCCAGCCAGUGAUAUCAGUCAGCAAGCCAGGGCUGGGAUAUACUGGCUUUACUGGCUCCUGCUCCGGAAGAGGGGGCUCAACACCAGCGAGGCCCCAGACUUGUGGUGCCGGGAUGGGCUCCAUGACCCCGAGCGCCUGGGGUAUAGAAACCUGGCCAGGGUGGGAGAGGCCUUUGGCGAGCUGUUUACAGAGGAGCAGAAAAGAUCUUUCCUCGAGGCGGGGCUGCUGGCCAUUCACCACCCCCUCCUCCGCGUCAGCCAGGCUGGCCUGGUGCUGACGUAUUCCUUCCUGGGGGAAGCCGGCCAGCUGCUAGAGGACGAGGAGGACAUCGCAGCCUACAUAAAGAUCCAGCUGUUUAACAUCAGGGUCUUGGGCCAGGUGCCCGACGCCCUGCAGGGGCUGUGCUCCGUGGGGCAGCACUGAAGACCCCCCCCUCGCAUGACCAGCUCGGACCCCCUGCUGCAGCCUCGCUCCAGGCCCUCCACCCACCCGCUGCAGCCCUGCCACCACCUCCUCCUCCUGAUCUUCUCCAACCCCUUCAAUUUUGACUGCAUGGCUUCGAUCUUUGUAUGGAUAUGGACAUUGCCUCGUAUUUCUGACCACCCGGCUUCGACCUCCGGCCUGGACAUGGACACUGGCUCCCGUUCUGCCUGCAAACACUCAACACCCAGCAGCAGUAGACAGGCCCCACCAUUAAUCAAAUCCUAACCCCACCCCAUGACCCCUUAGUCCCUCCCACCUGUCUCCGGAAGUCCCGCCCCAUGGGGGUAUUACAUCGUGGUCAAGGCGGCCACAUGACUGGAAGCCAGGUAUGUCAUGUGACCCCUCUAAGAAC